Molecule: messenger RNA, 736 nt
Organism: Beta vulgaris subsp. vulgaris (sugar beet)
Lineage: Eukaryota; Viridiplantae; Streptophyta; Magnoliopsida; Caryophyllales; Amaranthaceae
Product: pathogenesis-related protein PR-1
Exons: 1
Coding region: 13-534 (173 amino acids)
Cellular component (GO): extracellular region
Source: RefSeq, a predicted model, not a curated record
ACAAUCACAAAAAUGGCAAGAACAACUUUGCAAACAUUAACCUCACUAUUUCUAACCAUUUAUCUUCUACUAAUAAUCCUAAACCAAGUAAAACCAGCAAAAGCAAAACUCAACCAAACACAGUUUAUCAGUGAAGUCUUAGAAGGGCAUAAUGCAGCUAGAAAAGCAGUAGGAGUAGCACCUUUAAGGUGGGAAAAUUUACUCUCUGUAUAUGCAAGGAUAUACUCGUCGAGGAAGAGGCGAUUCGACUGCGAAUUGAUCCAUUCUACAGGCUAUUUUGGGGAGAAUUUGUUCUGGGGACAAGGGCGACGAUGGACGGCAAAGGAUGCAGUUGCUGCAUGGGUGGCCGAGAAGAAAUGGUAUAACUACAAUAACAACUCUUGUAAUGGACCUGAGUGUGGACAUUACACUCAGAUUAUUUGGAAGGAAACUAAGUUGGUAGGUUGUUCCAAGAUUAUAUGUGAUAGUGGUGAUAGUUUCAUUACUUGUGAGUACUAUCCUACAGGAAAUUAUGUAGGGGAGAAGCCAUACUAGAAUGGAGUAAUUUGCAUGCCUAAUAAUAUAAUGGCUAAUAUGUUGUGUUUGUUAUAGCUUUGUUACUUAGAUUUGGAUCUGGUGUGUGUUAGAUACUGGUACGUCUCUAAGUGUCAAACUUUAAUAAUACUACAUGAAAUAAUUUCAUGUUUUUGGUCGAAAAAUAAAAUGUACGUAUCAAUAUUAUUGUUUGGGUGUUGAU